Molecule: messenger RNA, 2532 nt
Organism: Paralichthys olivaceus (Japanese flounder)
Lineage: Eukaryota; Metazoa; Chordata; Actinopteri; Pleuronectiformes; Paralichthyidae
Gene: gtf2e1
Product: general transcription factor IIE, polypeptide 1, alpha
Biological process (GO): transcription initiation at RNA polymerase II promoter; transcription open complex formation at RNA polymerase II promoter
Cellular component (GO): transcription factor TFIIE complex
Source: RefSeq, a predicted model, not a curated record
UAGAUUUUUCUUCCGGGUUCUUCCUGUGACAUCAUGAAGCAUGUUAGCUAACUUAGAAGCUAACAGACUGACAUGUUUAAAUGUGUUCAAGCGGAGUUUGUUUGAAACGAAGUCACCGUGUUGUCUGAAAUAUCUUGAAGAAGGUGUAGCUGUGUGCUAACACCUUGUUGCAACACAAAGAGAGUCAGCAGAAGAUGAUUGAACCAGAGCUAUUGACGGAGGUUCCCGCUGCACUCAAGCGGUUGGCUAAGCAGGUUGUGAGGGGUUUCUAUGAAGUGGAGCAUGCCUUGGCCCUGGAUGUUCUAAUCCGCAAUCCAUGCGUACGCGAGGAGGACAUGCUGGAGCUUCUCAAGUUUGACCGCAAACAGCUGCGCUCAGUACUCAACACCUUGAAGGCAGACAAGUUUGUCAAGUGCCGCAUGCGAGUGGAGACAGCAUCUGAUGGCAAGACAACGCGGCACAACUACUACUUCAUCAACUACAGGGUACUGGUCAAUGUGGUCAAAUAUAAACUGGAUCACAUGCGACGGCGCAUUGAGACAGAUGAGCGAGACUCCACCAACAGGGCUUCCUUUAGGUGCCCUUGCUGUUUCUCCACCUUCACUGACCUAGAAGCCAACCAACUGUUUGACCCUAUGACAGGUACAUUUCGCUGCACUUUCUGCCAGACAGAAGUAGAAGAGGACGAGUCUGUCUGUCCUGAUGCCAGGACACUGGUGGCACGCUUCAAUGAGCAGAUUGAACCCAUCUAUGCGCUGCUACGUGAGACUGAAGAUGUCAACUUGUCCCAUGAUCUGUUGGAACCUGAGCCUGCAGAGAUCCCUGCACUCAAACAGAGCCGUGAACGUGCUGCAGCAGCUGCAGGAAACUCUGCGAGCGGCCCACACCGUGAAGCCUGGUCUACCAAAGGCUCAUCCUACGGAGACAUGUACACUCAGAACGUUGUUAUCAGCAUGGAGGAGCAAGGAGAUCAACAGAAACAGGCCAAUGAAGGCAAGGCACCCAAGGAAAGGCCUGUCUGGUUGACCCAGAGCACCGUGCAGGGAGCUUACAGUGAGCCUGACGUAAUCAAUAACCGUGGAGACAUUGCACCGGAAGCCCCUGAUGGAGCAGCUGCUCAUGGAAUCGGUCAGGCGGAUGAAAAUGAGGAGGUGAUGCGUGCUUUACUAAUCCACGAGAAGAGGGGCGUGGCAGGACCAGGCGGGGGCGGAGCGAGCUCUGCUGCUAAGGGACUCACGUCCGCCACAGCGAAUAACAGCGACUCCGAUAGCGACACCAGUGAAUCAGACGACGACCUCCCCGCAGGUCCUCCCCAUACAACAGCUGCUCAGCGCCGGGCCGUUGACGAGGAGGACGAUGAUGACGAUGAGUUUGAGGAGGUGGGGGAUGAGCCGGUGGUGAUGGUGGGAGGUCGGCAGUUCUCUUAUCAAGAGGUGAGCCAGAGGCCAGAGCUAGUGGAGCAGAUGUCUGCGCAGGAAAAAGAGGCCUACAUUGAAAUGGGACAAAACCUCUUCCAGGACAUGUACUUUUGAAUACACACACUUGACUAUAAUAUGCACACUGUCAGAGUUGUUAUCAGAGGAAAUGUUUGUGGACACCACUUAUCAAGAAUGCUGCUCAACCAGUAUUGACUGUCAAAAAGACAUGUUUUGACAGUGUUGCCUCACUUGUAGUAUCUUGUCUAAAGUAUUUUUUGAAAGUUCACCAAACCAAAAAAGAGCUGGCCAGCUGCUCUUUGUGCAUUUUUAUUGGUCGUUGUUUUUUUUGUUGUUUUUUUUCAUUUAAACUCUCAAGUUGAACAGAUUACCUACACUAACUAUGUUUCAGUUUAGUUUUUUUCAGUUUUCCUUCUCUCAUAAAGAAGGAUAAAAAGAUUUCACACUUUAAGUCAAUUUCUCACGUGUAUUGAGCUUUGAGAUUGGCUGAAAUAUGAGUGUGAAGCAGCAUGCUGCUUCCACUACACUGUCGGUGUUGAGGCUUUGGAUCAAUGUCGACAAAAAGGUAAAACUGUAUAUAAAUGACUGUCUCAGGCAUUGUUGAAUAUGAGAGCAAAUAAGAGAUAUGGGUAAGAUGUUGACCUUAUCGGUCAAACAGUUGUUAUUUCGAAACAACCUGUAGUUACACAAAAAUCACUGCAGUACAGACAUACACAUGUUAGUAUAAUAAAGGUGUUAACUAAAGGAGAAACUGAAGUCAGAUUAUAUUAAUGGGAAUUAUAAAAACUUUUUGUACAGAUAUUUCCAAGCAUAAGUUUGAAAGACAUUUUUCUUCUCAAACAGUAGAUGAGACUGACUCAUCCAUUAUGUUAGAAAUUAAUUCCAAAACUCGUAUUUCACACUGUGCUUAUGUGUCUGGAUAAGACUUCAUCCUCGACAUGAUGCCUAUUAGCAGCUGGUGAUGGCUGAAUGCAAAUGUGCUAAGAAGAAGAUAUGAGUUUUCAAUGACACAAGGUGUGUUAACAAUUAUGAAUCCAGUUUUUGCUUGUAUUCACUUUGUAAAAAAAUAAACCAUUUUCAUUUAGUUUUCUCUUAA